Molecule: messenger RNA, 2672 nt
Organism: Pocillopora verrucosa
Lineage: Eukaryota; Metazoa; Cnidaria; Anthozoa; Scleractinia; Pocilloporidae
Product: probable serine incorporator
Cellular component (GO): membrane
Source: RefSeq, a predicted model, not a curated record
CUCACUUGCAAGACUGUCAAUAAUUUGCGCGACAAUCUGUUAUUGGAACCAUCAUAACGACCAAGAGCAAUUGUUUUGUCCCCAAGAAAGUAAGGAGUACUCAACACAUUCCUCCUCAAAAUGGGAGCUGUUCUGGGUGUUUGUUCGGCGGCUACUUGUGCUGCCAACAUAGCAUGUUGUUGUGGUUCUGCUGCUUGUAGUUUGUGCUGUAACGCUUGCCCUUCAUGCAAGAACUCUACAUCGACGAGGAUUGUCUACUCUAUCUUUCUACUCUUCGGGUUAAUUUUGUCAUGUAUUGUGCUCAUACCAGGAAUAAGAGAAGAGAUGGAUAAAAUACCAAAGUUUUGUGAGAAAGAAGACAAGAUUUGUGACAGCCUCGUUGGGUACCUAGCAGUGUAUCGUAUCUGCUUUGCCAUGGCGGCAUUCUUCUUUUUCUUCUGCCUCAUCAUGUAUGGUGUAAAGAGUAGUAAAGAUCCAAGGUCUGGAAUACAAAAUGGCUUCUGGGGUCUCAAGGUCUUGAUUUAUGUUGGCCUUAUUGUUGGAGCUUUUUUCAUCCCAACUGGAACUUUUGUUGAAGUUUGGAUGUACUUUGGCCUGAUUGGGGCAUUCCUGUUUAUCUUGAUCCAACUGGUUCUUCUUGUGGACUUUGCUCAUUCAUGGAACAGCUCUUGGGUUGAAAAAAUGGAAGAGGGUGGCUCCAAAGUCUGGGCAGGGCUGCUGCUUUUCUUUACAUUCUUGAUGUACGGCACUGCUGUGGCAGGAAUUAUCUGCUUGUACAUCUAUUUCACGCAUGGUGUAGAUGGUGCGCCUGAGAAGAAAUGUCAUACCAACAAGUUUUUCAUCAGCUUCAAUUUGAUCCUGUGUGUAAUUGCAUCAGCUUUGGCCAUUCACCCCAAGAUACAGGAACGCCAGCCCAGAUCUGGUUUGCUCCAAGCAGCAGUCAUUACACUCUAUGCUGUCUACUUGACUUGGUCAGCGCUACUGUACAACCCAGAUCCUUCAUGUAACCCCUUUGUAAACGCUGAUCCUUCUGUGAAGAGCAUUGACAACCAAGCCAUCAUUGGUGUUGUGGUGAUGUUUCUCAUGGUUGUGUAUGCAAGUGUUAGGACAGCAAGCAGCUCACAAGUGGGAAAACUUGGUAUGAGCAACCCAGCAGCAAGUGCGACAGGUAGCACUGAGGCUACUACCCUUCGUGAAGAGGGAGGUGCUAACAGUGACAUAAACCUGAUGGAAGAAGGGAACAGACAGCAGGUGUAUGAUGAUGAACAAGAUCAGGUGGCUUACAGUUACUCAUUUUAUCAUUUUAUGUUGUUCCUGGCUUCCCUUUACGUCAUGAUGACCCUGACAAACUGGUACAAGCCAGAAUCCAGUAACAUCCACAACCUUACAAACAGCAGUGUGGCAGUGUGGAUCAAGAUAACUUCCAGUUGGAUGGGUCUGCUGCUGUUUAUCUGGACCCUCAUUGCUCCAGUCCUAUUUCCAGACAGAGAUUUUGACUGAAGUGAGCACGCCUAUCCUCCAGAUUACAUAGACACUGCAACCGAUUUCUAGGCAAGCAUGCUUAGACAUUUGGCUCUCCAUUAAGUUUUUGUUCUGCCUAGGUUUAUAAAGCGUGAGGAACCUUUUAAUCUUUGACUGUAGCGUUUAGCUUUUGUGAAAUAAUCCAAAUUUAGAGGCAAAAAAAAGACUAGAAAAAGGAAACGAAAUGGAGAAAGAGAUUGUGGAAAGAAUGUUCGAGAUCGUCAGAUGUUAGUUAUUAUGGUUAUUCUACAGUUUGUAUAAAAGAUAUAAUUUAACUGAAUUGUGAUCUUAGAUUGUGUAACAUAGGUUGCUGUAUCGGCUUUUAAUAUAAUUAACCGCGAAUUCUUGUUAACAGCAAUUCUGUUGCUGAAAACUGCCUUGCAUUUCAGGUCUGCUCAACUUGUGCAGUUGAAAGUGAGGGACAUGCACAGUCGGAAUAUGUUUGUAAUCUACUAAUGAAGCGAUUAAGUCUUUUGGAAAUAAAUCAAGGUUCGAAAGUACUGAGGAAAGUUAAUCUGAACAUGAGAACUGGGAAAUGCACCCAUGUGUGGAAAGGGCUACACAUGUGUGAUUGCGUCAUUUCUCCUGCCAUAUUGCUUAAAUAACAAGAUCAUUCACAGUACUAUAGGUUAUGCUCAUAAGUAACUUAAGACUUGAGGUUACGAAUUAGUCAUAACCAUUACAAUUUCCUCACAUGUGAUUGGUGCAUCAGCUGCUUUAUAUUUCACCAAUCACUUUGGACAAUUGUAAUCGGACAGUGUAAUCGAAUAGUUGACCGUAAUCGAACACCAGUAAUCGGUUACGAAUUAAAUAAGGGGUGAUCGUACCAAUAGUUUAUGUAAAGUAAGAUUAGCUCUCUGUGUAACUACUACUUACGAGGGUCCUGAAUGGGUUGAAAUCCUUUUCUGUACUUCAGUGUUUCCCAAAACCAAAUUUUUUGCAGUCUGUUUUUGUUGAAAUCUUAGCACUAUCCGUAUUCUUUUUUGUAGGAUUUCCAUUUCUGGUGACUUACACUCUAGGUUUUGUGCAACAUUUAUUUAUUAGACAAACUCAGAUGUCGUCCUCCCAUUGAGGGGGCUCACGUCAUGAUAAUAUUGCAGUUUACAUUGUAGACUUUACAGAUCUAUAGUUAAUAAAUAUCUUUAUUCUAA